Molecule: messenger RNA, 2063 nt
Organism: Eufriesea mexicana
Lineage: Eukaryota; Metazoa; Arthropoda; Insecta; Hymenoptera; Apidae
Gene: Ttd14
Product: TRPL translocation defect 14
Exons: 10
Coding region: 307-1869 (520 amino acids)
Biological process (GO): photoreceptor cell maintenance
Molecular function (GO): GTP binding; phosphatidylinositol binding; phosphatidic acid binding
Source: RefSeq, a predicted model, not a curated record
GAGAAUAGUAUAACUCGAUUAAACGCACUCACGGACAGCUUCAUUUUGAGGCAGACGUCUGCACCAUCGAGUGGCAGUUUACUGUCUUUCUACGUUGAGAUAUCAUCACUUUAUUCCCAUAUCCUCGAUGUAUCUGACUCCGCGAUAUAUCGAAAUAUACGGUGAAGUGUUCAUGUAGUAUUCGUACAAUCGUUGACACCGUUCACGUGCCAGACGAAGACCUACCUCCAUCUUUCCAUCGAAAUCGACUCGAAACACCUCGUGGACUCGAGCAGCGAAAAAAGGCUCUAAAAAUACUGAUUCAACAUGGAGCAGAAGCGGGUGUAUAAAGUGGUGCUCACUGGAGGUCCUUGUGGCGGGAAAACAACCGGUCAGAUGCGGUUAUGCACGUUCUUCGAAAACAUGGGUUGGAAGGUAUUCCGUGUUCCCGAAACAGCGACCGUGCUGCUCAGCGGAGGCAUAAAGUUUUCAGACCUGAACGCUGAAGAAGCAAAGGGAUCCGGGUCGCGUCCUUCGAUUACGAAGUCCUCGCAGCGACAUUACAGGAACAGGUCGAACAAAGGCGAAGCGAGGUGGCCGGAGAUCUUGGAAGUUAACUCUGGUGAGGCAUUCAAAUUUCAAGAGAACCUUUUGCGCACGAUGCUACAAAUAGAAAAUACGUUCUUCCAGCUAGGUGAAAGUUCUUCAAGAAAUUGCCUUAUUAUUUGUGAUCGCGGUGCCAUGGAUGCCUCUGCAUUUAUUUCGAAGGAUAAGUGGGAACUGAUGGCGGCUUCGAAUGGAUGGAACAACGUCGAGCUCCGAGACAAUAGGUAUAACCAGAUUAUCCACAUGGUUUCAGCGGCGAACGGCGCCGAAGACUUUUAUUCGACGGAAGAUCACGCGUGUCGAUCUGAAAGCGUCGAUCUAGCCAGGGAACUCGAUUACAAAGCAGCCGCCGCCUGGGUUGGGCAUCCUUACUUCGAUGUAAUAGAUAACUCGCAGGAUUUUGAAUCAAAGCUUUGUCGCAUGAUCGAAUGCGUGUGCCAAAAGCUAGGUAUCGAUACCGGGGACAGAUUGCAGUCGAGUAGUACAAAGGUUAAGUUCCUCAUUAAAGGUCCUCUACCGAUGGACUCCAAGUUUCCGCCGUUCCAAGACUUCGAUGUCGUCCAUAACUAUCUCCAAAGUAGCAAUCCAAAAAUGCAAGCUCGUCUACGUAAACGUGGCCAAAAAGGUCACUGGUCUUACAUUCAUACGAUUCGACGUCCAAAAAUGUGCGGCCAGGUGAUCGAAGUUAAAACACAAUUGACUCAUCGAGAUUACUUAAACAUGCUCGCUCAACGCGAUGACUCGCAUUUCACCAUUUUUAAGCGGCGGCGUUGUUUUCUCAUCAACAAUCAAUACUUUCAGUUAGAUAUAUACAGAGAACCAGCUCAUCCAAGGUGCCAAGGAUUGAUGCUACUCGAAACGUACACAGCAUUAUCGGGAGACGAGCUUAAGAACAUAUUACCACAGUUCCUGACAAUCGAGAAAGAAGUCACUGGAAAUCCAGAUUACAGCAUGUUCAAUCUUAGUCUACGAGAAGAAUGGAACAAUACUAAUAAAUAUUGUGAAAAUUUAUACGAUUACGCUCUUAAAGGCUUGAAGGAAUCUGGUUUGACAGAAAAUAAAAGUACUUAUCCACCAGAAACAAAAGAUACAUCGAUUAAAAAACUAGUACACGGAGUUGAUCGUAGAGUCAGUGGUAUGGACAUUGCUGUAAAUAGUGUAGAUAAAGUUGUAAAUGGCGUACAAAAUGGCGUCCACGAUGCUACAAAUGGCAACGUAAAAUUCGUCAAACAAAAUAGCGUACAAAGCAAUAGUCAAGGGCGCGAUAAUGUUGCAAAAUUUUGAAUGAUAAUUCGAAUAAUAAAAAUUUGUGAAAAGAUGUGAUAAGAACUGCUUUUGAAACGAUAUGAAAACAAAACGGUAUGUAACAAAUAAAUGAAAGCUUAGAGACUAAUUACUUGAGUAAUUUCAAAAAUAAUUUAUGGGCACUGACAAGUAACUCGAUCUAAAAUUUCUUAGGCAAUAUAAAUAUAAUAAUA